AGUCAAAAGUCAGUGUCUGUUCAGCCUUGAGGACAAUUGCUUAAGCAGUAGCUCUAAAUAACACAGUGGGGGGGGGGGGGUGCUUCACAGGUACAGGGUUGAAGAUUGAAGUUGGGUUGAACAGAUUAACCAAGAUGCUGAGUUACUGGGCUAGAAUUUGCAUUGGACUGACAAUGAUGCUUCAAGCAACGAAUGGACAAACUGUCCAUUUGGUAAUCAUUAUUGAAGAUUGAAGACCUCAAUUAUUAUUGAAGAUUGAAGACCUCAAUAUCAGGCUUCUAGAGUGCUACGAUAUCUAUUGAACUCAAUCCCGAAAUGCAACACACGGAUCAGCGUCCACAGGUAUAACACCUGACCCAUCUGGACCACCGGAGGUUACCAGUGGUAGCUCAAUGACUUAUUCUACCAACGUGUCGUCAAAUACAUCAGUUUCUCCAUAUUCAGUGACAACAUCUACAACAUCAUCUCCUCCUUUGACGAUCAGUCCCAACCAAACAAAUGCUUCUACAAAUGGUUCAAAGACAACAGCUGCUCCUUCAUUAGUGACCAACUCUACAACAUCAUUUUCUCGUUUGACUAUCAGUCCCAGCCGAACAAAUGCUUCUACAAAUGGGUCGCUGAACACAACAGCUGCACCGUCAUUAAUGACCAACUCUACAACUACAACUGGUUUGACAAACAUCACGGCAAUAGCAGGGAAUACAUUUAGUUGCGCCAGCGAUCCCCCGUUGUGCUGCUUGGGGUUGGAUAACAGCUGCAGUAGGGUCUGCUUCUGUGACGUGGCUUGUCUUCGGAUUGGCGACUGCUGCAGUGACUUCAACGCCACUUGCAUAACAGGAUUCCCUACAAGUCAGCCUAAUUUGACCAACACAACCUCAACCAACGAAACAACUUUCCCUAUAUUUUCCUUUUCAGGGAGCUGUUCUGCAAACUCUUCCAUGUGUUGCUCAGGCAAUAAUCCAUCUUGUUUCAAUGGUUGCUUCUGUGACGAAUCAUGUGCUUCACAAACGAUCCCUGACUGCUGCCCAGACUACAACGUCACGUGCAUGAAAGCAACAAACGGCACGAACCCAACUCUCACUACGGCCUCUCCAGAAAUCGUCCCCAGAACUCCACCAGGUCCCAGCCAAACAAAUGCUUCUGUAAAUGGGUCGCUGAACACAACAGCUGCACCUUCAUUAGGUUUAACUCCUGACCCAUCUGGACCACCGGAGGUUACCAGUGGUAGCUCAAUGACUGCUUCUACCAACGUGUCGUCAAAUACAUCAGCUGCACCUUCAUUAGUGACAACAUCUACAACAUCAUCUCCUCCUUUGACGAUCAGUCCCAACCAAACAAAUGGUUCUACAAAUGGGUCGAACACAACAGCUGCUCCUUCAUUAGUGACCAACUCUACAACAUCAUUUUCUCGUUUGACUAUCAGUCCCAGCCGAACAAAUGCUUCCACAAAUGGGUCGCUGAACACAACAGCUGCACCGUCAUUAAUGACCAACUCUACAACUACAACUGGUUUGACAAACAUCACGGCAAUAGCAGGGAAUACGUUUAGUUGCGCCAGCGAUCCCCCGUUGUGCUGCUUGGGGUUGGAUAACAGCUGCAGUAGGGUCUGCUUCUGUGACGUGGCUUGUCUUCGGAUUGGCGACUGCUGCAGUGACUUCAACGCCACUUGCAUAACAGGAUUCCCUACAAGUCAGCCUAAUUUGACCAACACAACCUCAACCAACGAAACAACUUUCCCUAUAUUUUCCUUUUCAGGGAGCUGUUCUGCAAACUCUUCCAUGUGUUGCUCAGGCAAUAAUCCAUCUUGUUUCAAUGGUUGCUUCUGUGACGAAUCAUGUGCUUCACAAACGAUCCCUGACUGCUGCCCAGACUACAACGUCACGUGCAUGAAAGCAACAAACGGCACGAACCCAACUCUCACUACGGCCUCUCCAGAAACCGUCCCCAGAACUCCACCAGAUCCUCUGAAGUUGAUCUUUGCCCUGUCCGUUUCUUUUCUGGCUCCAGCCAGUUACAGUAAUUCGACAAUACAGGCGGCUGUUGAACAGGCUAUAAGGGCACUUCUUGAGACCACGGGUAUUGACCUUUCCUACAAGGUCCUCAAGAUUCAAAUCAAAUAAGAACCAAAAAUAAAACUUUACUCAUUCA
Gadus macrocephalus (Pacific cod) is the source of this 2148-nucleotide messenger RNA. RefSeq lists its product as uncharacterized. The transcript has 21 exons. The coding region runs from base 393 to 2120 and encodes 575 amino acids. Lineage: Eukaryota; Metazoa; Chordata; Actinopteri; Gadiformes; Gadidae. The record is from RefSeq and is a predicted model, not a curated record.